AUGGCUUUAACUCAUAGAAAACUUGUUUCCUUUAUGAUCAUCACAUUUUUCCUUGUUAUAGAUCAUACAUCUGCCGAAUGGUUGAAUCAUGGUGGUGACAUCACAAGAAGGUCAGCUCCUGGAGAAAUUUUAAUCAGCCCAAGAACAAUAAACAGAUUGAAAUUAAGGUUGAAAUUCUUAGCCGGAUUCGACAUUACAGCAACCCCAGCAGUUGCAAAUGGAGUUGUUUACUUCCCAUCAUGGAAUGGGAAUCUGUAUGCAGUGAAUGCAAUAAAUGGAGGACUCAUAUGGCAACAGAAUCUUACAAGGCUCACUGGGCUGCCCCCAGUAAGAUCUGUGAAUGUGACAGUGUCAAGAGCAACACCAGUUGUGGCUAAUGAUCUUUUACUUGUGGGGAUUUAUGGACCUGCUGUUGUGAUUGUUGUGAGGAGGUUAACUGGAGCACUUGUUUGGUCCACUCUGCUUGAUCCAAGGCCUCUAGCUCUUAUCACUCAAUCAGGAACAGUUCUCUUGGGGUUAGUUUCGUACAAUGGUGGGCACCUCGGAGGCUAUUCCGGUGCAACUAUAUGGGGAAGCAGCCCAGCUAUUGACAUAGCCAGAGGACAUGUCUAUGUAGGAACUGAAAAUCUUUACUUAGCUCCACCAGAAGUGUUGAAAUGCCAAGAAGCUCAAAACAAUCGAACAACGUCACCAACUGUUCCUGAUCAGUGUUUUGGUAAAGAUAUUCAUUUUGAUUCAAUUCUUGCACUGGAUUUGAAUUCUGGAAAAAUUGCUUGGGCUACACAGCUUGGAGGCUACGACGUUUUCACUUUCGCAUGUUUGGUUCCUAAUAAUCCUGAUUGCCCACCCGGACCUAACAUGGAUGCUGAUUUCGGAGAGGCGCCAAUGAUGCUAACCAUAUUUUCAAAUGGAAGACUUUGCGAUGUUGUGGUGGCUGUGCAGAAAAGUGGCUUUGCUUGGGCGCUUGAUCGCAACAAUGGAAAUAUUGCUUGGGCGCUUGAUCGCAACAAUGGAAAUAUUGCUUGGGCGCUUGAUCACAACAAUGGAAAUAUUGCUUGGUUUAAGUAUUUUAAUUUGGUUUGUGAUGUAGAAAGCAGGACCGGGGAGCUUGGAGGGAGGAGGAAUAUGGGGGGUGCAGCCACAGAUGAACGGCGAGUUUACACGAACAUAGUCAAUGGAAACAGAGUACCUUUCGCACUGGCACCUACAACUCAAAACACAACAGCUGGUGGAUGGGUGGCAAUGGAUGCAAACACAGGCCAAAUCCUAUGGACCACUGCAAAUCCUAGCAACGAGACGUCCCCUGGGCCGGUCACCAUAGUUAAUGGAGUUCUCUUUGCAGGAUCAGUGGCACCUAAUGGACCUCUCUAUGCCAUGGAUGCCAGUAAUGGAAAAAUCUUGUGGACAUUUAACACUGGAGCUACUAUCUAUGGGGGUGCAUCAAUUAGUUAUGGUUGUGUCUAUAUUGGCCAUGGAUAUUUAGUUGGUCUAGCUAAGUUGUUCUAUCCAACUUGGACCAGCGGGACUUCACUCUUUGCCUUUAGCAUUGUGUGA
Molecule: messenger RNA, 1554 nt
Organism: Solanum stenotomum
Lineage: Eukaryota; Viridiplantae; Streptophyta; Magnoliopsida; Solanales; Solanaceae
Exons: 4
Coding region: 1-1554 (517 amino acids)
Source: RefSeq, a predicted model, not a curated record